CCAUACUCUACAGUCCAACAGUAUACACAUUCAGUCGAAUAAUCUCCAGUCAAAUAACCUGUAUCAACAUUUGCAACGUCUACAACUUCAACAGUUCCCAGUUGUUGGGAGUCCAACAAGUCGCAAUAGUCCACCUACGUAUAGUCCUCUCCUUCCCAGGGGUAGUACUGAUUCCCCACCCCCAUCAGGUGGCGCUACUGCUCAGAAUUUCAUCUUACAGAAUCUAUCGCCUCAGCAUCGGAAUAGUCCACCUCCGAAUUUCCAAAACUUACAUAUGAUCAAAGAACAGGAUUCAUUGGAUUCUAGUGAUAAGGAUUUAGAUUUGGAAGAAAUGUCCCGUAGUAGUAACGGAGGAGGGCAGGAAGGGAAACAGUCAGCCUUUGGACAAAAUCCUCAAAUAAGCAUAACCGAUGCUCAAGGUCAGUCAACUUUAAUGACGUCAUCUCAAGAUAGUGUCGAACUUGAUGAAUCUGGGGGUCAGGAAGCUGGAACAACACCAGAUGUUGCUCCGGACUCUCCAGAUUCUGACGGAAUGGAGACUGGUUCCCCACCUGCUCCUAGUACCCCCAUCUUAGACGAUAGUCUCCCCAUGAUGGGAUUAUUCAGCACUGGUCGUCCAACUACGAACCAUGUCUCCAGGCCAAAUAGCUUACAACAGCGUCACAGGAGAUAUCAUACGG
Messenger RNA from Owenia fusiformis, 680 nucleotides. The record is from the annotation of a GenBank genome assembly. Lineage: Eukaryota; Metazoa; Annelida; Polychaeta; Sabellida; Oweniidae.